AUGUUUGAUGCGUCUUGGCAUCUUUUAUUUCUAUCUACAGGACAAUAUUGGACGCACAGUUUAUCUGCAGGUGAAUAUCCAGAAUAUCAGUGGAACGAAAGCCACGUUCAACCGGGCAUUCAACCUUAUCUUCCUCAGUUCAUGUUUCCACCACCGCAGGCAUCACAGUUCAGCCAUGAAACAGUCAGAUCAGUAUCACCUCAGCCUGGUCCAAGUUUUUCUUCUUUGAAACAGCUGCAGCCACGUUCAGUCAGUCGCGUGAAGGCACCGAAGGCGAAUCGAGAGCUCUUGUACGCUGGUCUAGAGCUGAUGUGCUGUUGUUAA
Molecule: messenger RNA, 324 nt
Organism: Pocillopora meandrina
Lineage: Eukaryota; Metazoa; Cnidaria; Anthozoa; Scleractinia; Pocilloporidae
Source: the annotation of a GenBank genome assembly